AUGGACACUUUUGAAGGCAAGAACAUUGUUUCAGAAAACGUUAUUCUGACAACAGACAGGAAUGCUUACUAUGAGUUCACAGGGAAUCCAGAUAAAAGUUCUAUGGAGAAAGUUAUGGUUAUUGAAAUGCUAUACGGUCCUUAUGAUCUUUGUCAAAAUCCACUCUUCCAUCAAAACUCGAGCCCUCAGCCUUGUACUAAGAUGAGAGAAGCCAAAUUACCCUGUUUUUCCAACUACGGACUGCAGUGGUAUUUCAAGCAGCUAAGCAAGGAAGAGUUUCAGACAUUUAAGGAAUUGCUCAUGGAAAAAGCUUCAGAAUUGGCAGUGUGCUCCUUUCCAUGGGUUGAAGUGAGCAACGCCAAUGUGGAACAUCUAGCCUCCCUCUUGCAUGAGCAUUAUAAAGAAUCUCUUGCCUGGAAAAUAUCCAUUCACAUCUUUGAAGAGAUGAACCUGUCCACGCUCUCUGAGAAGGCAAGGAAAGAAAUGAAAAAAUAUUCACUGACUGAAAUACCAGAAAAUUCUACACCAAAGAAGAAUGACCAAGAACCAAACAUGAAAGAAGGGCCAGAAAUUUCUCAAGCUAUAGAACAAGAUGGUGCCAGAGCAGCAGAGACAAAAGAACAAGACCAGGUGCUGUUCUCCACAUCUUACAACUAUGCUGUGGCAUCCUACAGCAGUCUCAUAGGGGAGACUUUCUUCAAACAUUGUCUCCUGUUUUUCUUCUCCCUUCCCCUGUCCAACUUGGGCCGUGGAGGUAACACAUGGAACUACAAGGACUAUGUGAUGACAAAAUUUGCUACAAAGUUAGAUGAAUACCAUGGUUCUGAAAACUUUGCCUCAGACUAUCCAGAAAUGCAAACAUUGCUUGGUGCUUUUAAUCCAGACCAGAGGGGCUUCCAGCCUCGCACUGUGGUUUUGCACGGAAAAUCAGGAAUUGGGAAAUCAGAUUUGGCCAGAAGGGUCCUGCUGUCCUGGGCACAGGGUAAACUCUACCAGGGCAUGUUUUCCUAUGUCUUCUUCCUCGGUGCCAGAGAAAUGCAUUGCAUGAAGGAGGGCAGUUUUGCAGAGUUGAUUUCCAGGGAAUGGCCAGACUACCAGGUCCCAAUGAUGGAUAUCAUGUCCCAACCAGAAAGGCUCUUGUUUGUUGUUGAUGGCUUUGAUGACCUGGACUUUGCCUUCAAAGACAAUGACCCGAAUCUCUGUGAAGACUGGACAGACAAACAACCCACAUCUGUUCUGAUGCAUAGUCUGCUGAAGAAAGUCUUGCUCCCGGAGUCCUCCCUGAUGAUCACUGUCAGAGACACGGGCAUAGAGAAGUUAAAAUCCAUGCUCACAUCCCCCCGUUACCUAUUAGUCAGGGGCAUCUCAGUGGAGAAAAGGAUUCAGUUGCUUUGUCAGCACACAAAGAAUGAGCAUCUAAAGACACAAGUCUUGCAUUCAGUGGUAGACAACCAUCUGCUAUUUGAGGAGUGCCAGGCUCCCAUCUUGGGGUCACUCAUCUGUGAGGCUCUGAAUCUGCAGGAGGCAUCAGGAAAGAGCCUUCCCCCUACCUGCCAAACUCUCACGGGCUUGUAUGCCACUUUUGUGUUCCAUCAGCUCACUCCACGAGAUGCAUCCCGGCGCUGUCUCAACCAGGAAGAGAGGGCCAUCUUGAAGAACCUGUGCCUAAUGGCUAUGCGGGGAGUGUGGAAUAGGAAGUUUGUGUUUUACAGAGAUGACCUGAGUGUUCACAGGCUCAGGAAGUCGGAGCUCUCUGCUCUGUUUCAGACAAACAUCCUCCUCCAAGAUGGCAGCCAUGAAAGGUGCUACACGUUCCUGCAUGUCAGCCUCCAAGACUUCUGUGCUGCCCUGUACUAUAUUCUAGAAGGACUAGAAACGGAGUGGGAUCCCUACCCUGUGUUCAUGGAGAACAUGAGGAGUUUGGUGGAGCUCAAACAGAUCAGCUCCAAUGCCCACUUGUUCCAGAUGAAGCGUUUCUUGUUUGGCCUCAUGAGCAAAGAGGUGAUGGGAGCCCUAGAGGUCCUGCUUGGAUGUCCUGUCCCCCUGGUGAUGAAGCAGGGGCUUCUGUGCUGGAUCUCUUUACUGGGUCAGCAGGCCAGCACUGCCACCCCACCAGACUCCCUAGAUGCCUUCCACUGUCUUUUUGAGACUCAGGAUGAUGAAUUUGUUCUCUUGGCAUUGAACAGCUUCCAGGAAGUGUGGCUUCCAAUAAACCGGCGUAUGGACUUGAUGGUGUCCUCUUUCUGCCUUCAGCGUUGCCAGUAUUUGCAGAAAAUUCGGAUGGAUGUCUGUGAAAGCUUCUUAAAGGAUGAAUUCACUGAGGCACAUCCCCUAGCUCCCCAAGGGAUGCCGAUUAAGACCCUUGCUGAUGAGUGGUGGGAAAGUCUCUGCUUGGUGCUUAGCACCCACCCGAGUCUGCAGCAGCUCGACCUGAGUGGCAGCACCCUGAAUGAAUGGGCCAUGAAGACCCUCUGCAUCAAGCUGAGACAGCCAACCUGUAAAAUACAGAAUCUGAUAUUUAAAGGUGCACAGGUUACCCUGGGUCUUCGUCAUCUCUGGAUGACUCUCAUCACCAACCGCAAUAUUAAAUGCCUUAACUUGGAAAGCACUCACCUAAAGGAUGAAGAUCUGAUGAUGGUGUGUGAAGCAUUAAGACACCCAAACUGCUUGCUGGAAUCUCUGAGGUUGGAUCACUGUGGACUAACCCCAGCUUGUUGCCUGGUGAUCUCCCAAAUCCUUGUUACAUCCAUCAGCCUAAAAUCUCUCAGCCUGGUAGGAAAUAAGGUGACAAACCAGGGCAUAAAGCCUCUCUGUGACGCCUUGACAGCCUCACAGUGCACGCUGCAGAAAAUGAUACUGGGGAAGUGUGGCCUCAAGGCUCCCGACUGCCAGGACCUGGCCUCAGCCCUCAUCAGCAACCAGAGUUUGACACACCUGUGCCUGUCAAGCAACAGCCUGGGGAGCGAAGGCAUGAAUCUGUUGGGUCGAGCCAUAAAAUUCCCCAACUGUGGACUACAGAGGCUGAUACUAAACGAAUGCAACCUGGAUGUUGCUGGCUGUGGCUUUCUUGCAUUUGCACUUAUGGGCAACAGACAUCUGACACAUCUGAGCCUUAGCAUGAAUCCCUUGGAAGAUGAUGGGAUGAACCUUCUGUGUGAAGUCAUCAUGGAACCAUCUUGUCACCUCCAGGACCUAGAAUUGGUUAAGUGUCAUCUCACUGCCGGCUGCUGCAAGAAACUGUCCCAUGUGAUUGUGAGGAACAAACACCUGAAGAGCCUGGAUCUGGCCGUGAAUGCCCUGGGUGAUGAUGGCGUCACAGCCCUGUGUGAGGGGCUGAAGCACAGGAAGGCUUCUCUGAAGAGGCUUGGGUUGGAGGCAUGUGGACUGACUUCCGGCUGCUGUGAGGUCCUUGCCUCGGCUCUCCUCUGCAGCCAGCGCCUGACCAGCCUGAAUCUGAUGCGGAAUGAUUUCAGCCCCAUGGGAAUGACGAAGCUGUGCCCAGCCUUUGCACAACCCACAUCCAACCUGCAAAUAAUCGGGCUGUGGAAAUGGGAGUAUCCCACUCAAAUAAGGAAGCUGCUGAAGGAAGUCCAGCUAGUCAAGCCACAGAUUGUCAUUGGUGAUGAUUGGUAUUCUUUUGACGAAGAUGACCGGUACUGGUGGAAAAGCUGAAGACUCCUCCCACCCCACCCACUCUGAUGGAAGAACAUUAAAAAUAGUCUUCUGGGGUAAGCUGUCCCAGAAACUCCCUCUUGGGGAUAGAAUAUUAGUUCUGGUUCUCACA
Messenger RNA from Canis lupus familiaris (dog), 3784 nucleotides. RefSeq names its product NLR family pyrin domain containing 5 (gene NLRP5). Gene Ontology annotation, cellular component: subcortical maternal complex; mitochondrion; nucleus. The record is from RefSeq and is a predicted model, not a curated record. Gene Ontology annotation, molecular function: protein binding. Gene Ontology annotation, biological process: regulation of inflammatory response. The transcript has 15 exons. Lineage: Eukaryota; Metazoa; Chordata; Mammalia; Carnivora; Canidae. The coding region runs from base 1 to 3672 and encodes 1223 amino acids.